AUCUUCGUAUCCCUAACAAUAUUGGUUGCCUGAUGCAUGUAGAUAGUACCUCUAUAUAUGUGAGUGACAUUCAUAUCCCAGUAGACAUGGCUUCAAAGAUGGGUUUGAAGAAAGCUCUGCGUUGGAUGCCACGUUCCUCUGCCAGCCCCCGGCUGGAGGAAGACGAAGACAACAACGAGAGGAACGGGCUGCUGAGGAGCCACCGGGAUCAGAACCGGGUCGUGCCCGUGACGGAUCUCCAUGUUGACGAGCAACCCAAGGCAGGUGCGCAUGUGGAGCCCAAGACCGUGGCUCUGAAGGUGUCGAUGCACUGCCAUGGCUGUGCGAGGAAGGUCGAGAAGCAGAUCUCCAAGUUCCACGGAGUUGUGUCCAUCAAAAUAGAGCUGGGGAUGAAGACGGUGACCGUGGUUGGCAACGUGACCCCCAUGCAAGUCCUGGAGACCGUCUCCAAGGUGAUCAAGUACGCGCACAUUCUGCCGCCGCCCUAGCGAUGCUGUUUCCCGGUCCACUGUGUGGUGAUUGCACUUUUCUUUGAUGAAAACGAUGAGCGCUAUCCCUCUUUUCUCCCUUCUUCUUUUUUUAAACAUUUUCUCCCUUCUUCUUUUAGCGCUCAAUAUGUAUCCCGAAAACAGAAAAUCAUAUGUAGAUUGCCAUUUGAGGAGCCACCCGUGUCCUGGGCUCCUGGCAACUCGAUAGUCUCAUCUUUAUCAUUACCUAAUAAUAAAGCAAAUUGAGUUUUUUU
Messenger RNA from Triticum dicoccoides, 742 nucleotides. Its product is annotated as protein SODIUM POTASSIUM ROOT DEFECTIVE 3-like. Gene Ontology annotation, molecular function: metal ion binding. The transcript is spliced from 3 exons. Lineage: Eukaryota; Viridiplantae; Streptophyta; Magnoliopsida; Poales; Poaceae. The record is from RefSeq and is a predicted model, not a curated record. The coding region runs from base 33 to 488 and encodes 151 amino acids.